UUUUCAUAUCGUGAAUGUUACCAUAAAAAUGCAAUAAAAAGUAUGAAGUAUGUAAAUGCAGUUGUUACAGCAGCAGGAAAGAUAAAAAUGCCUUUAGUCAAAGGAUACAGUUCAUUGUAAUUGUACCUUCUGUAAAAAUAUACAGAAUGUAUCUUUUACUCUGUAAUUUGGGUAUGUUGGACUAAAUGUGUGAUAUAGAACUUUUUGCUUCAGUAAAAUUCUCUUCCUGCUCUGUAACACCCACCCACACACACACGCACGCGCACACGCACACACCAUUGAGCCCCAUCCUGCAGGAUCCCUCUGUCUCCCUCCCGGCUCCACUCACCGUUAGCCCCGGCAGCUAGCUGCAGCUCUGCAGGCCACAGCGGCCGCCCCCCGGUGUCGGUGCAGCAUAUGAAGCGCAGCAUCCACGGUCUCCAGCCAUGGCGUUGGUAACACUGCAGCGGUCUCCGACCCCGAGCGCCGCGUCCACCGCAAGCACAGCAACGACGACCGCAGGGGAGGACUUUGGGAGUGAAGAUGAGCGGCGAGUGAAUCAGAGUCUGAGUGAGAGCUUCUUCAUGGUGAAGGGCGCCGCUCUCUUCUUGCAGCAAGGAAGCAGUCAGCAGAGCCAGAAAGCACAUCCUCCUCACAAACAUGCAGGUGACCUACCGCAACACCUGCAGGUGAUGAUAAACCUUCUCCGCUCAGAGGACAGAAUCAAACUGGCAGUGCGUCUGGAGAGUGCGUGGUCAGAUCGUGUUCGGUACAUGGUGGUGGUGUAUACUAGCGGCCGGCAGGACACAGAAGAGAACAUUCUUUUGGGAUUCGACUUCAACAACAAAGACUGUAAAAGCUGUUCAAUCGGCAUGGUGCUACCUCUUUGGAGCGAUACCAAGAUCCAUCUGGAUGGAGAUGGGGGCUUCACUGUAAACACAGCAGGUCGGACUCAUGUCUUCAAGCCCGUGUCAGUGCAGGCUAUGUGGUCAGCAUUGCAGGUGCUGCACAAAGCGUGUGAGGUAUCACGAAGGUUUAACUACUUCCCUGGGUGCAUGGCCCUCACCUGGAUGGGAUACUAUGAGAGCUGCAUUGCUUCCGAGCAGAGCUGCAUCAAUGAGUGGAACGCCAUGAAGGACUUAGAAACCACGCGCCCAGACUCACCCAUCAUGUUUGUUGACAAACCUUCGGAGAGGGAAAGGACAGAGUGCCUUAUCAAAUCCAAACUUAGAAGCAUAAUGACAUCCCAGGACCUAGAGAACGUCACCUGCAAACAGAUCCGAACAGAGUUGGAGCAGCACAUGAACUGCAACUUAAAAGAGUACAAGGAGUUCAUUGACAAUGAGAUGCUGCUGAUCCUCGGCCAGAUGGACAAAGCCACUCUCAUUUUUGACCAUGUCUACCUGGGAUCUGAAUGGAAUGCGUCUAAUUUGGAGGAGCUGCAGGAGACAGGGGUGGGCUAUAUUCUUAACGUUACCAGGGAGAUAGACAACUUCUUCCCAGGGACUUUCUGUUAUCACAAUAUCCGGGUCUACGAUGAAGAGGCCACGGAUCUACUGGCUCACUGGAACGACACGUAUAACUUCAUCAUGAAAGCAAAAAAGAACGACUCAAAGUGUCUCGUCCACUGCAAGAUGGGGGUCAGUCGCUCUGCCUCCACCGUCAUUGCUUAUGCCAUGAAGGAAUACGGCUGGUCUCUGGAGAGGGCGUAUGACUUUGUGAAGCAGAAGAGGAACAUCACACGACCUAAUGCUGGUUUCAUGAGGCAGUUGGCAGAGUAUGAGGGUAUUUUAGACGCCAGCAAACAGCGGCACAACAAACUGUGGCACCCGGAUGCAGACUGUGAGAUGGCAGAAGGUCAGCAGGGAAUGGCGCAGUGCUGUGGAGGGGAGGAUGGAGGGGAUCCUACUGCAGAACCAGGGAUGUCUCCUUGCUCUGAGGAGGUGUCAUCUGAUAAAGGCGCAGUGGGACACUCUCCAUGCAGGACAGUUGCCCUGGACAUCGACCCUGCCUACAACAACUACUACUUCCGCCGGCUCUCGGACUCAGCUCUGGACAGCGAACCAUCAACUCCUGUGCGCGGGCCUCCUCUUCUCGGUAUGGAAAAAGUCUUCAUAGAGAUAGAAGACGUAGAAAGAGAUGCUUUACUGGACGACGAGGCUUUCAAUGGACGGGAUGGCCUCCCGCUCGCUCACUUUGGACCCGUGGCUGAGGGCACCUCCGCACAGACCUGCAGCCGGGGGCCCGAACCCCUGGAGGAGCUGCGGCUUAGGUUGGAGUUCAACACUGUGAAGGAGGAGGAUGAGGAGGAUGUGCAAAAGGAGGAGGCAGAGAUGGAGGUGUUAAUGCAGCCGGAUGACAAAGGAGGCGGCGCUGAGACACAUGAUGAAGAGGUUGAGGGGGAUGCAGAAGGGAUUGGGAUGGAUCUGGCCUCGCUCAAUGAAAAUUCAAACAACAACAACCAUUUCAGCUUUCGACAAAACGACAACGACGAAGCUUCCUCCUUCCUUCUUCACAGAGAUGCUUCAGUACUGUCUGAGUCUUACAAGAAAGAGCAUUCCUUUUCUUCAUCUGAGCUUUGCCUUAAUCCCAGCCCUCCGUCCGAAGUCCAAAGUGCUUCAUUGCUUCGUUCUCAAACAUCCUGUGAAGGCCUCUCAUCCUCACCAGGACUGCUUAGCCCCUGUGUUCCCACAUGUGACUGUGCCAACUGUGCAGCCUCUGCCAAGGUUCUGCUCUCCAUAGAUGAACAGCCAUGCAUCAGCUCACUGCAGAAAGAGGAGACUGAGGAUAGGAUCCAUAUAAAGACCAAGCUUCCAGACAUCCAGUCUGCCUCAGAUGUUCUCCCCGAGUUGAUGAAAGCAGAUUUUGAGGAUGAGACACCUGCAGUGGCUUGUCAUCUUGGCCAACAGCAGGAGAGCCUUAUGCAGCUGCAUCGUUCGGGGCUGGUCCGGCGCCGAGCGGAGAGGCUUGAGAGACUUACAGGGAUGUCCUUCCAGGAAUGCCAGAAGUCUAAGAGUUGCUCCUCUCAAAGUCAGGAAAGGGAGGAUUUCUCCAGCUUUAGAGGGGAUUUUGCUAAAACUUCAACCCCAUGCCAAGUGCGGUUAGAGCCACUGGUAGUGCCACUGACCAAUGAAGCCUUGUUGGGGGUAGUGGGCUCAGGGAUGCUCACGCCCACCUCCUCACCACAUGGCUCCACUCUGACACGUAGCUCCAGUAGUGACAGUCUGCGCAGCGUCCGUGGAAAACCUGGCCUGGUGCGUCAAAGGGCACAGGAGAUUGAAACCCGAAUGCGGCUGGCGGGUCUAACCGUGCCCUCGAGGCUGAAGCGGUCCAACUCGCUAGCCAAGUUGGGCAGCCUCAAUCUCUCCUGCGAUGACCUUUGUUCCACUUGUUCUUCAGAUGCAGGGACACUGCUGCUCUUCUCUCUGUCCCCUGAGCCGGACCAAGGCCUGGAGUGGGACUCCCCGACCACCUCAUCAUUGUCCAGACCCUGCAAGGACCUGCAUACUCCUGGGAAAGCACUCCCAGACGAGCCUAAGAGCUGACAAAUCACGAUGAACUCACAUACUGUACAUGUAUGAUCAACUCACCUUCCCUUCUGUCACACUGUGGGGCUGGAGAGGGUUGCACCCAUUCUGGAGACAAGUCGAAACUGAGCAAAUGAAAACACAAGAAAACAAUGCCAACUCUUACACAAGGAGGCCACAAUGUUUCUUCCUCUGCUUUUCCCGGUGAUCAAACUCAUACUGCUGUAUCUGACAAACCUGUUAAGCCAUCAGAUCACCUCUAACUCUGAAACACAGACAAAUAAGUGCCUUAGCCAAAAGACCUGAGGCUCAGAUCUGUGAGACAUACUGCAUGCUGGGGCGGUACAGAGCUCUGUAACCUUUAACCUGGUUUCCAGCGGCUCAUACUUUACCUUUACCUGGCAGCUACGAAGUUGUAGCCUGCAUCCUCAUCGAAGAACUUGAAUUUAUCAAAGAGCUUCACAGAAACGUAGGGUUUGGUUAGGUGAAAGCAAAGUUGUUUAUCCAAGAUUUUUUUUUAUGAAUUACCUCAUUUUGCUUUCAGUAAGCAUUCAUUCUGAAA
Molecule: messenger RNA, 4068 nt
Organism: Cyprinodon variegatus (sheepshead minnow)
Lineage: Eukaryota; Metazoa; Chordata; Actinopteri; Cyprinodontiformes; Cyprinodontidae
Gene: ssh1a
Product: slingshot protein phosphatase 1
Exons: 15
Coding region: 426-3524 (1032 amino acids)
Biological process (GO): actin cytoskeleton organization; negative regulation of actin filament polymerization; protein dephosphorylation
Cellular component (GO): cytoplasm
Molecular function (GO): protein tyrosine/serine/threonine phosphatase activity; actin binding
Source: RefSeq, a predicted model, not a curated record